Messenger RNA from Magallana angulata, 968 nucleotides. Its product is annotated as protein cappuccino-like. The record is from RefSeq and is a predicted model, not a curated record. Lineage: Eukaryota; Metazoa; Mollusca; Bivalvia; Ostreida; Ostreidae. The transcript is spliced from 4 exons.
UACAUACCACCACACCCCUCACUACUCAGGCUAGUGACCAGAUUUCCACCUCUGGAGACACUAUCCCUUCCAAUAAUCAAAGUAAAUAUGUCUAUUUUUUUUUUAGCUUAUUAAUUCUUCCCAUAUUUAUUUUCCUGUGUUGUUUUAUUUACUGUCAAAAAAUUAAAAAAAAACAUCACUUAACUCUUCCAAAUGUUUUUCCAAUGAAUGUAAUUGGGGAAAAUUAUAAUGAAAUACUAAAUGAUACCAAUGAUAUAAUUUUUGAGAAAAAAAAAUCUUUAAGAGGCAUGAAAUGCAAAAAACCAAAUGAAACUUGGAUUUAAUUUUUUUUUUUUUUUUUUGUACACUUUAACCUGAGCAAGAAUUCAGUUUGCACAAUUAGCACAAUUUGCUUCAAUUCAUUACUUUAUUCUUUAAUUUCAUUUCUUCCAUAAUUGUUUUUCUUUUUCUGCAUGAUAUACUAAUUCCUGUUGCUGAAUGUCUUGUGCAUCAUUUGAGCUCAGUAUGGGGACCCUGUGUUUGGUCCUCCUCCUCCUCCUGGGGUGAGGGUUGAGGUGUAUGUAUCACUGUUGCAGACGUUGCCUCACCUCCAGGAGGAUGAGGGACAACACCCAUCCCAAAGAGGAAAUUGAGAUGGGGGUGAGGCCGAGGAGUAUGCCUCCACCUCCACCACCGUCAGCACCACCUCGCCAAGCACUUGCAACAGUGCAAACAGAGAGGACACCCCAGCCUACUGUUCGUUCAGGGCCCCCACCACCACCACCAGCCCGGGGUGGUGGGAGAUACCACCUCCGUCCUGCUAAGAGACCAAGAACUGAUUGAAUGCAAUUACGGAAGUUGAUCUAGCCUUGGAUCAUUACUGAGCGAAACCGAUGGUGAAAGUCGGCGCAAAUCUAGACUUGGGUCAUUAUUUGUGAUUUCAGAAGACACUAAAAUCACAUAAUUUCAGUUUCAUUUGUUUUUUUUCA